AUGCCCAUGACAGUGGAAAACCAGUCGAGUGUCUCUGAGUUCUUCCCCCUGGGGCUCUCUAGGCAGCCCCAGCAGCAGCAGCUCUUCUUGCUCUUCAUGAACAUGUAUCUGGCCACAGUGCUGGGAAACGUGCUCAUCAUCCUGGCCAUCAGCACAGACUCCUGCCUGCACACCACCAUGUACUUCUUCCUCACCAACCUGUCCUUCGUGGACUUCUGCCUCUCCUCCACCAUCGUCCCCAAGAUGCUGGCCAACAACAUACAUGGGAGUCAGACCAUCUCCUUCUUUGGAUGUCUCACACAGCUGUAUUUUUUCAUUGUGUUUGGUGAUGUGGACAAUUUCCUCUUGGCUGUGAUGGCCUAUGACUGCUUUGUUGCUGUGUGCCACCCCUUACGCUACACAACAAAGAUGACCCCUCAGCUCUGUGCCUUGCUGGUGGCUGGGUCGUGGGUCAUUGCCAGUCUGAAUGCUCUGUUGCAUACCCUGCUGAUGGCUCAUCUCUCAUUCUGUGCAGACAACACGAUCCCCCACUUCUUCUGUGAUGUGACUCCUCUCCUGAGACUCUCCUGCUCUGACACACAACUCAAUGAGAUGAUGAUUCUUACUGAGGGGGCCCUGAUAAUGAUCACUCUGUUUGUUUGCAUCCAGGUUUCCUACAUUUGCAUCACCUCUGCUGUCUUGAGAGUCCCAUCCACAAAGGGAAAAUGGAAAGCCUUUUCCACCUGUGGCUCCCACCUGACUGUGGUUUCCCUCUUCUAUGGCACCAUCAUAGCUGUGUAUUUCAACCCUUCAUCUUCCCAUUCAGCUAAGAAAGACAUUGCAGAUGCUGUGAUGUACACGGUGGUGACCCCCAUGCUGAACCCUUUCAUCUACAACCUCAGGAACAAGGACAUGAAAGGGGCCCUAAGAAAAGUGAUUUAUAUUAAAACAUUUUCUGUUCAAUAA
Messenger RNA from Trichechus manatus latirostris (Florida manatee), 945 nucleotides. Its product is annotated as olfactory receptor 1361-like. NCBI's taxonomy places the organism in Eukaryota, Metazoa, Chordata, Mammalia, Sirenia, Trichechidae. The record is from RefSeq and is a predicted model, not a curated record. The coding region runs from base 1 to 945 and encodes 314 amino acids. Gene Ontology annotation, molecular function: G protein-coupled receptor activity; olfactory receptor activity. The transcript has a single exon. Gene Ontology annotation, biological process: G protein-coupled receptor signaling pathway. Gene Ontology annotation, cellular component: plasma membrane.